AUGUGGUCCAACAACAGUGCUGCUCCCUUUUUGCUGACUGGCUUCCUGGGCUCAGAGGCAAGUCACCACUUGAUCUCUAUCCCCUUCUUUAUCAUUUACCUUUCCAUUCUUUUUGGCAAUGGCACACUUCUCUUUCUUAUUUGGAAUGCCCACAGUCUUCAUGAGCCUAUGUACUACUUCCUGGCUAUGCUGGCAGGUACAGACUUUGGGAUUACACUAACUACAAUGCCCACAGUCAUGGGCGUCCUGUUGCUGGACAAGAGGGAAAUUGCCCAGGGAGCUUGUUUUAUCCAAUCCUACUUCAUUCACACACUGGCCAUUGUAGAAUCGGGUGUCUUGCUUGCUAUGGCGUAUGAUCGUUUUAUUGCAAUCCGCACUCCUUUGAGGUACAAAUCCAUUCUUACUGACUCCCGAGUGAUGAAGAUAGGACUUGGGAUACUGCUGAGGGGUUUUGUGUCCAUUAUGCCCCCAAUUCUGCCACUCUUUUGGUUCCCAUAUUGCCGUUCCCAUGUUCUUUCCCAUGCCUUUUGCCUCCACCAAGAUGUCAUGAAACUCGCCUGUGCUGAUAUUACAUUUAAUCGUGUUUACCCAGUUUUUCUGGUCGCUGUGACAUUCUUCCUGGAUGCUCUGAUUAUUCUCUUCUCUUAUAUCCUGAUCCUUAAGACAGUUAUGGGUAUCGCCUCUGCGGAGGAGCAGGCUAAGGCCCUUAACACCUGUGUCUCCCAUAUCAGCUGUGUCCUAGUCUUUUAUAUCACCGUGAUUGGCCUGACUUUCAUCCACAGGUUUGGGAAACAUGCACCACAUGUGGUCCACAUUACCAUGAGCUAUGUGUACUUCCUCUUCCCUCCAUUCAUGAACCCCAUUAUCUACAGCAUCAAGACCAAGCAGAUUCAGAGAAGCAUUGUUCACCUGUUUUCUGUGUACAGUAGAGCCUGA
Molecule: messenger RNA, 936 nt
Organism: Pteropus alecto (black flying fox)
Lineage: Eukaryota; Metazoa; Chordata; Mammalia; Chiroptera; Pteropodidae
Product: olfactory receptor 51B4
Exons: 1
Coding region: 1-936 (311 amino acids)
Biological process (GO): G protein-coupled receptor signaling pathway
Cellular component (GO): membrane
Molecular function (GO): G protein-coupled receptor activity; olfactory receptor activity
Source: RefSeq, a predicted model, not a curated record